CGUGCUGGCGGAAGCUACAUCUCCUUUUGGUUUGAAUCUAGCUCAAUUUAGAUCUAGAUAUAAGUGUUGAUUUCAUGCAAGGUUAACUAAACAAUUUCCGUUUUAUCUCUAGAGCAUCUCAAUCUAGAUCUGUUAAUACUGUAAUUGAGAGAACUUAUUGGAAGAAUGUCUAUUAUUGUUGUCACUUUCUCUGUUUUCAUCUGUCAUAUCUCAAGUACUGACGUUAUGCUUCAAUAUGAGGCGAGUGACGUCACUGGAGAUCAAAUGCCCGACCAGGUCAACGUAACUUUUAGCACAGAAACCAAAUCUCUAACCAAACUUAAUCUCAGACGCUCGCGACAUUUUAACCUUGACAUUCCUCUGCAUACUCUGGCCACCGACCAGGAGGGAAUUUUACAUAGACAUAAAGUGAAAACCAGGCCCAAAAAGGAUCUAGGUUUCUACCAAGAUAUUACAAACAAGGCUGUUUUUCGUAUCCAAAGGUCUUCAGAGAAAUCGGCGAACAAGGAAUCUAAAUUUAAUAUGAAAGGAGAAUUUCUUCUCAACGCCUCCAAAUGUCUCUUCGACUCAGAGAGAAAGACCUUAAAAAAGCCAUGGAGAACUAUGUCCCUCAAAGCGAUGCCUCAUUCAACUACUAGACCUUCUUCCACGACAACAUUCGACCAAUAUGUUUAUAAUUUGGAAAUACUGAAAACCACAACGUUUGAUUUGUUUGACGCUAGAAUACCUCUCAUGAAUGUCACAGUGCUAGAAGAAAGAACUGUGAGAAUGAAUGCCAUCAACAUUAGAGACAUGCACAUGAAAAGCACAGAUCGUAAAUCUAACCGUUCAAAACUGAGGUCAGCUCCACAAAGCAGACGUCGCCGGAACUCAGUGCAGGGCUAUUACCCACAAAGCAGACGUCGCCGGAAGGCAGUGCAGGACUACUAUGUAGACGUGGCGGCGGUGAUUGACUACAAACGCUACUCCAAGUUCUUAGCACAAGCUAACUACAAUAACUUCACGGCAAUGCAGGAUAUUCUAGAGUACUAUGCUUUUGUGUUAAGUGCGGUCGACAUGCUGUAUCAAGGCAUCAAACAUUCAAAGUACACGAUUCAUAUUCUUCUGAGUAAAGUAUACGUUCUUCAGACGGUCGCUUCGUCAAGUUUUAUUGACAAGAACGCCAGAGGCGAUGAGUUGAAUGGGAACACAGCAUCAAUAAGUUUACAAGACUUUAUCUCAGGUGCUGGGCAAGGCGUCGUCGGCAUCUAUGAUCACGUGAUCCUGUUCACUGGUUAUAACCUAUCUAGAGUGGACAGUAACAAGAAUAAAAAAGAUAUCUUAGGGUUUACUAAUACGGGACAAAUGUGUCGAACAGACGGAAGGAGCUCUUCUGUAAUAGAAGAUCGCCAAGGCUACUCUACCUCUACUAUAGAUGCGGUAGCACAUGAACUGGCACAUAGCCUGUCAGCCAAGCACGAUGGAGAAAAAAAUGCCUGCAAAACUUCAGAUAGAUACAUCAUGGGUUCUACUCAUGCGGUAAAAAAGCCUGGGACGGAGUUUAAUCCAUGGCGGUUCUCAUCUUGCAGCGUCACUUACUUUACCCGCUUUUUGAGGAAAGCGUUGAAAACCAGUCGAGGUCACAUCUGUCUAGUCUACGCUAUCGAAGCAUCAGCAGACAUUCCUGAUGUAUCUGAUAAACUAUUGGGUCAGUUGGUCAAACCUGAUCAACAGUGUCAACAGUGGUAUGGAAAUAAUUCUUACUAUUGCAGGGGUUUCGAAGAAAACAUCACUGCUAUCUGCCACACAAUGUUCUGUGCAGAUAUGUUAAAAGGGUUUUGUGUGCCGCAGGCAGCACUCACCGGAACCUCUUGUGGCAAUGGAAAGAUAUGUAUAAAUGGACAAUGUGUCAGCGACCCAUACGCCCCUCAACUUGAUGAAAACUGUGUAUUUGGAGACACACCGGAUGAAACCUGCUAUUCGCAUGUCAAUGAAUUUAUUGGCUACUGUUACAUACCAUAUAACUAUCGACAAUGUUGUGACUCAUGCAACAAUGUGUCUAGACCUGUUAGAGGCUGUGAGUACGGAGACAGAAUCAUGUCUUGUACACAAGAUCACUGCUUGAAUUCCAAAGAGGAUUGCUGUGGCACGUGUAACUAUGGCACCCCCUUUACCCCAACGUACAGCACCAGAAGAAGCACACCUAAAAGAGUAGCCACGACAGCCAAUCCACGUAUGAUAUUCACUUCAAUUAAAGAAUGUGAACCAGGAGAUCAGAAUUUGAGACCUGAACUGUGUACUAACAUUAGCGUCUGCCUGAUUCAGCCAACACAGUGCUGUAACUAUUGCUCGUCACUGUACUCGUCUGCAACUACAAAUACCACGUCAGCAAGACCAUUGAUACCACCCACUUCACCCAAAAAAUGUGAACCAGGAGAUUUAGACUUGAGACCAGAACUGUGCACUAACACUAGUGUCUGCCUGACAAAUCGUUCACAGUGCUGUGACUAUUGCUCAUUACAUUACAAUUCUUCAACCACAAGUACCACACAAGUAACGUCACCCAAUGAGUGUGUACUAGGAGAACCAGAUUUAAGUCCACAGCUGUGUACUAGCCCAAGUAUCUGCCAGACACAGCCACUGAUGUGCUGUAAUUAUUGCUCGCUACCUGACAAUUCUGCAAGCACUGUCUCGUUAUACGAUAUUUGGAUAUUUCGUUGUUUUUGCAUUGCAUUUUAUUUUGUAUCAAAACAAAUGUCUAUUAGAUAAAGUAGGAGUCCACUGAUAUCUCCUUUAUACAAUGUUUAUCAAAUGCUUUACAUGUCUCGGGUGUUUCUCCAGCGCUAAAGGUAAUCUACUUCCUCGUCCAAACUUCCUGCAGGAGACGGGGGGGGGGGGGGCAGUGGGCAGGCAUGAACCCGGGACCAUCUAAACAGCGGAACGACAGUCCAGCGCGAAUACUGCACUACCAGGCAGCCAUCAGUUCAUACAAAAAGAUAUUUUUUUAAUUUUCUGUCUCUUUCUUAGCUUUAAACCAUUUUAAGCCUUGUAUACACAUCGAUAUCAAUAAUCAAUCAUAAUGAAGCAAUUAUUGGUGUACUGUGCAUGAAAUAAAUGUGUGUUCAUUGGUUCAAAACAUGUCAGCUGAUAAUGUAUUUUGACCAAUCAGCACGAAGAAGAA
Molecule: messenger RNA, 3160 nt
Organism: Biomphalaria glabrata
Lineage: Eukaryota; Metazoa; Mollusca; Gastropoda; Planorbidae
Exons: 19
Coding region: 166-2748 (860 amino acids)
Biological process (GO): proteolysis
Molecular function (GO): metalloendopeptidase activity
Source: RefSeq, a predicted model, not a curated record